CUAACUGAAAAAAUCAGUUAGUAAAUACUUGCUACAAAAUGAAGGUAGCUCUGGUAUUUGUGGCGUUUCUCGCGGCAGUGUGGGGUGUACCACAAACGAACCAACCAUCCAAAGUUAAUUGGGAGGACUUCCCGAUGAAGCGCAUGUACGUGGACGACAAUGGCGUCGUCGUCGAUUCGACAUUGAGCCCUGGCGUUGGAUCCAGGAUAUUAAAUGGACAUGAAGUCGAACCCCACUCGAUACCCUCCCAAGCCUGGCUGAUCCUCAGGCUCUUCCCAGGAUCCAGCGGUUGGAGUUGUGGAGGUACUUUGAUCACCAAAACAUUCGUUCUCACUGCUGCGCAUUGUGUAGUCGGGGCUGGACUAGCUGAAGUGUACCUUGGAGCUCACGACCGUACUGUUGAAGAGCCCGGCAGAAUUAUAUUGGUAGCCACAAAGCUCAUCGCUCAUCCAAACUACAAUUCUGGCACUAUCUCUAACGACGUCGGUCUCAUCGACCUCGAACAAGAAGUAAAGCUCAGCGAGUUCAUCAACGUAAUCAAACUCCCAAGUCGCAGGUACCUAGGCCAACUAUUUGAAGGUGCGAACUCCAGGGUAAGCGGGUGGGGUCUUACCAGCGGCGGAGGCAGCUUAUCCAACGUCCUAUUGGCAGUCAACAGCACUGUCCUAGGCAAUGCAGUGUGCAGAUCAGUAAUUAGUAUAUUCGAGGAAUCCGAGAUUUGCAUAUCAGGGGAAGGAGGCGUAGGUUCUUGUAACGGAGACUCUGGAGGUCCUUUAAUCUACGGAGACGUCGAAAUCGGUAUCGUGUCCUAUGGCUUUUCGGGUUGCCCCCCUGGAUCCCCAUCGGUGUUCGCCAGAGUCACCAGCUUCCUGGAGUGGAUCGCAAGCAACUCCGAUUACGUUAUUGAAGACUAAAUUUCAUUAUCAUUGAACUGUGCGAAUAUAUAUGUAUUCAACACAAAAAAAUGAAUAAAUAUAAAUGACUACGUA
This is a messenger RNA of Anoplophora glabripennis (Asian longhorned beetle), 989 nucleotides long. RefSeq names its product chymotrypsin-like. Bases 39 to 914 code for a protein of 291 amino acids. Lineage: Eukaryota; Metazoa; Arthropoda; Insecta; Coleoptera; Cerambycidae. The transcript has 4 exons. Gene Ontology annotation, molecular function: serine-type endopeptidase activity. Gene Ontology annotation, biological process: proteolysis. The record is from RefSeq and is a predicted model, not a curated record.